AUGGUCGUCAAGGAGUCCGUCCACGUACCCGCCGACUGGGUCCGACGAUCCGACGCUGCCGACGACGAGCCUGUGGCUCUCCGAUUCGCGCUCAAGCAGCGUGACGUCGCUGCGCUCGAAAAGAGGCUCCGUCAGACAUCCGACCCAGAACACGAGCUGUAUGGUCGCCACCUUUCCGCCGAACAGGUCGCCGAAUUCCUCCAGCCCGAGAAGCGUACCGUCGACGAAGUCGAGCUGUGGCUCCGCGAGGCGGGCAUCAACAUCGACGAGGGUCUUGCUGCUCGUUCGCUCUCCAAGGAUACCUUCACCGUCCACGUCCCCGCAUGGAAGGCGAGGGAGCUCUUGAAUGCCGACCUGGGCGUGUACGAGCACAAGCGCAGCGGCGCGCUCGCCGUGCGUUCGCCCGAAUACAGCGUACCCGAACACGUCGCGAGGCACCUCGACUACGUUGGUCCUCUGACCCUCUUCACCGAGCCUCGUGGCUACAGCAGCGACAUUGCCGGCAGCAAGAUCCUGAUCGAGAAGCUCGACGACGACGAGGCCACCGAUGCCAACGCCAAGUCCGCUGACGGUCAACCCGCCGUCUGCAAUACGGCCAAGGUCACCUCGCUCUGCCUACGAACCUUCUACAAGACGGUCGACUAUGUGCCCAAAGCAGCCAAGAAGUUCCACCUUGGUAUCUCUGGUUUCUUGGCCGAAUAUGCCAACUACGCCGACUUCUCGGGCUUCCUCUCGCAGCAGCGACCCGAUGCAGCCAAAGCCGGAUACAACUUCACCGUGCAGAGCAUCGCCGGUGGUCUCAACGUCCAGAGCGACCCUGGAAGUGAAGCCAACCUGGACGUGCAGACUGUCGGCGGAUUCAGCUUCCCAAUCCCUUUCACCUACUACACUACUGCCGGAUCGCCUCCGUAUAUUGCGGACAAGAACACGGUCAACAACACUAACGAGCCGUACGAGCUUCAAAUGAACUACCUCCUCUCGCUGUCGGACGACAAGCUGCCCAAGGUGCUGUCGACUUCGUACGGUGACGAUGAGCAGACGGUGCCCAAGGCGUACGCGUUGAGGGUGUGCAAUUACAUCAUGGCGUUGGGAGCGCGCGGUGUGACAACGGUCUACUCUUCCGGUGAUUCGGGUGUAGGACCGGACGGAGAUUGCUACUCUAACGGUGCCUACUCGCCCAAGGGCAAGGCGACAUUCUUGCCAGCAUUCCCUGCGUCGUGCCCCUUUGCGACCACGGUGGGAGCCACGCAGAACUUUGCGCCCGAAAUCGCAGUGGACGGUGAUCUUCCCGGAUUUUACUCUGGCGGUGGAUUCAGCAACCUCUUCCCCACUGCUUACUACCAGGUCGGCGCUGUGUUGCCUUACAUUGCGUCGCUUGGUAGCAAGUAUUCCGGUCUGUACAACCCUGCCGGCCGUGGCUACCCUGAUGUUGCUGCGCAGGGUUCGCGCUACGUUAUUCGUAUUGGCGGAGCCAACUACCUCAUCUACGGUACCUCGGCUUCUGCCCCCACGUUCUCUUCGGUGAUUGGUCUGCUCAACGACGACAGGAUUAGCAAGGGUCAGCCGUCGCUGGGCUUCAUCAACCCACUGAUCUACAGCAGCUGGAUCAACACUCCUGCACUCAACGACAUUACCGAGGGUAGCAGCGUUGGUUGCAACACGACUGGGUUCCCCGCCGCGAAGGGCUGGGACGCGGUGACCGGUGCUGGUACUCCCAACUUUUUGGAGUUGCAAAAGCGACUGCCCUAG
Pseudozyma hubeiensis SY62 is the source of this 1749-nucleotide messenger RNA. RefSeq lists its product as hypothetical. The record is from RefSeq and is a predicted model, not a curated record. Gene Ontology annotation, biological process: proteolysis. Gene Ontology annotation, molecular function: serine-type endopeptidase activity; tripeptidyl-peptidase activity. NCBI's taxonomy places the organism in Eukaryota, Fungi, Basidiomycota, Ustilaginomycetes, Ustilaginales, Ustilaginaceae. The transcript has a single exon. Bases 1 to 1749 code for a protein of 582 amino acids.